This is a messenger RNA of Hemibagrus wyckioides, 4762 nucleotides long. RefSeq names its product transcription regulator protein BACH1-like. Gene Ontology annotation, molecular function: DNA-binding transcription factor activity, RNA polymerase II-specific; protein binding; RNA polymerase II cis-regulatory region sequence-specific DNA binding. Bases 175 to 2199 code for a protein of 674 amino acids. The record is from RefSeq and is a predicted model, not a curated record. Gene Ontology annotation, biological process: regulation of transcription by RNA polymerase II. NCBI's taxonomy places the organism in Eukaryota, Metazoa, Chordata, Actinopteri, Siluriformes, Bagridae. The transcript is spliced from 5 exons.
CGUGUUCAAUCACAUGACCCCCAUGUCUUCGCAACUUGUACAGCUAGCUAGCUAAUGUUUUCUUUUUUGUUGUUGUUGUUAUUUUGUUCUUUUCCGCAGCUGUAUGAUGGCUAGCUGAGGAUUUUAUAUGACAUUUUCUCAUCUCAGGUGAUAUGUCAGGUGAAAUUCAGCACCAUGUCUGUGGAUGGCUCCCGGACGUCAGUGUUUACCUUCCAGUCAGCUGUACACAGUAUGCAUGUCCUCCGCUGCCUGCAUGAGCAAAGGCAGAAGGACAUCUUGUGUGAUGUGACCGUGGAAGUGGAGAGCAGGAGCUUUCGAGCCCACUGCUCAGUACUGGCAUGCUGCAGCUCCUAUUUUUACACCAGACUCCUAAACCACACGGGAUGGAACUCGGUCAUCACUCUGCCUGAGGAAGUCACAGUAGAGGGCUUUGUGCCUUUGCUGCAGUUUGCCUACACUGCAAAACUUCACUUCACCAAAGAAAACAUCCUGGAAAUUCACAGAUGUGCUGAGCUAUUGGGAUUUCACAAUCUUGACAAAGCGUGCUUUGAGUUCCUCAUUCCCAAGUUCUCUGAUGGCAGCGAAACGUCUCAGGAAGCCAAGAGGAAGAGCAAAAACAGCAGCCAGAGCAGAAACAGCAAUGAUGAAUCGCCAGCUGCUAACACAGCCUGCGACAGUAGCGACGAACAAUGCACUAACACUGAAGAAGAUGGGGUAGCUCUGGGUUCUGGAGCUCAGGCAGUACAGAAUGUACCACCUAGCGAUAUAGUGUGUCCUAAUGAAAGUCCUUCUGUCACCUCUGAUAAGAAUGUUUUAGAUUUACCUUCAGUCUCAUUCCAGUCUGCUACUGACCACCAAGCAGAACUGUGUUUACAGAACUGUGGGCCACAGCUGGUGCCAUCUUCAUCCAUACCUACCGCUGAAGUGUGUCCUUUUCUUUCAAUGCCAUGUAGCAGUGAGAGUGACAAUGUGCAUCCUGUCACAGCUGGCUGUGAUGGUGGCAUUUUGAAUAGACUGGCAAUGGAGGAUGUUCAAGGUGAAUGUCUAAACAUGCCAAACGUUGCUGAAGGCCAAAUUGAGCAGCCUGUAAGAGAUUUAGAGCCAACGUCGGACUGCAGCCAGUUGUGUCCCCUGUCCUCCAGGGAAACAAGUGAAGUCUUGGACAGCAUCGCAUCAGUGAGCAACUUGGAGAGCAUCGAGAGCAUCAACACAGAGACAUUUGACUCCCCUGAGCAAAUAUUCCCUAACCCAGGACACAGUGAUGGCUCCACUGAGAGAAGCACAGUGGAAAGGGAGGUGGCUGAGCAUCUGGCGAAAGGGUUCUGGCCAGACAUGAGUUCCUCUUUGACAGUGACUCCGGAGCACAUGGAGCAGGCAGCUGCUGGAAAUGGCCCUGAUUUCCACUGGCUCAGACACUUAGACUUAGGUGCUGCACCUGAUGACUGCCCUUUCCUGAGAGAUCUUAACUCCAAGGAGGAUUCACCCUCACUGGGUAACAGUCCAUCCAGAGAUACAAGCGGAGAGAGUCCAUUUGUGUCUCCUAUAAAUUCUGGUGACAAUUCUGAAUGCGAGCAUGAGGCCGACUCUGUGGUUAGCAGUGAGCAAGCAUGUGAGGUGGACUUGCCGUUCCCCGUCGAGCAGAUCUCGAGCAUGAGCAGGCGAGCUUUCCUGCAGCUUCUGAAAGAGCAGAGACUCACACCUGAACAGCUGGAAUUUGUGCAAGAUGUUCGGCGGCGAAGCAAAAACCGCAUGGCUGCACAGCGUAGCCGGAAGAGAAAGCUAGACUUAAUCUCUAAACUUGAGGGAGAGAUCAAAAAACUGAGGCUUCAGAAGGAGAAGUUGCUGAAAGAACAUAACCAGCUGAAGCAGAGUAUGGAGGAGACACAGCAGUCUCUCUCAGGUCUGUGUGAGAGUGUGUGUACUAAAUCCUCUAUGCUGCCGGAGCAGCUGCAUGUCUUAGCCAGGUAUCUGUCCCCAGACUCGCCCAGCUCGGUGCUCCUCACACCCACUGCCUCCCCAAACCUGCCCUGCCUCGAGGCCUGGGGCAGUGAACCAACUCAGCCUGAAGUGAGCAGUGAGCCAGCUCAAGCUAAUGGAACAGCUAAUGAUGAUAAUAAUGAUAAUAAUAAUAAUAAUAAUAAUAAUAAUAAUAAUAAUUUGGGCACUUUUCCUAAGCCCGGUGAUUGUUCACAAACAUAAUCAUGAAAAUUAAAUAAUACAAGCAGCUCAAUACAAGCAAAUACAGUAUAGGUCACAGGCACACUUACGUUUUAAAGCUGACUCAUGUAUCAAAACUUUGUGUAUAUAAUUUUCACAUUUUCAGUAUUUAGUUUUUUAAUGAUUGAGCUGAUCAUGAGGAAAAACAGGCUGGAAAGCAGCCAGUUAUGGUUUAUGAUUUCUGUUGGUGUAAACCUAACUGCCAGUUUUAUGUAGUGAAGUUCUUAACAAAACAACAGUGAGCAAAAAGCAUUAAAUGAAAUCCAAUAUCACAGGGGUCGCCAGCUUGUGAGCUGAGGUCAGGAUGUGGAUCCAGAAAAGUAUUACAGUGGAUCAAACCGAGCACUGGGGGGGGUGGGGGGUGGGGGGGGGAAGGAAGGAGUUUCAACAGAAUUGCACUGAAUGUGAAACAAAACAUAACCACUUCGAAUUGACGUAUCUUAUUUAUAUUUGUAAACAAAUCAUUAAUGAUUAAUUAUUAAAAAGCAGUUAUUAUAACCAUUCAGUUGUUAGUCACUGUGCUCUGUAAACAAAGAAGUUUAGUCGAAUUCCCCUUCCUUAAAACACUUCCUUAAAACGGUGCUGUGUGUGGAAGAAUAGAACUCAAAACAUAAUUUCCUAGGGACUGCUUUUCCGACUUUUGUAUGCAGUACUAGGAAAAGCUUCUGUGAAGAAUUGUUUUGAAAUUUCUUAUUUAUCCGCACAGCUGUGCAGACUUUUUCGCAGAAGCGGCUAUUUCACAGCAGAUGAAGGGUCUCACUAAACCAAACGUUCCUGUGUAAGUUACUCAGGAUAGCCAGGAUUAUUCAGAUUCUGUGGAGGUAGAUAUCAACUCAGGCUUAAGCUGCAUAUGUUCACUGAUCACAGGUAAAUAAAAUCAGCAGUGUAAUAACAACAAUAUACACUGUGCCUCAACAUGCGAAACAAAUUAAGCACAUUUGUUGAAAUGUGUAAAAUAAUUCUUUUUAAAUGAUUAUUUGAUUAAUGAUUAUUAAUGAGUAUUUCUUUACAUUGUCAGUAGAUUCCUGUUUGACGUUCUAUGUAGUCUUUGAUGAUAGUGGAUCGUAAUAGGAAAAAUAAUCAUAACUCCCCUGGUUAUAGUUCUCAGACAUCUCUUUGAGAGCCAUGGAGUUGAAGGACGAAAUUGCUUUUGCACUGUUUUUACCUGCAUUUGGUGGCAUUCUGCACAACUGAGAGUCAUUCAUUUAUUGUAAUUGUUCUAAUAUAACUUGAUAAGAAAAUACCUUAAUAGCACACAUAUUAGUAAACCAGCCACUGUUGUUUUGACAUUUUGCUUGUAUUUGACUGGAUAAGAAGCAGACUGCUUGUUCUCUCACAUAUGAUACUCCACAACAUUGGUACAAGUUUGUUUUGGAGAGUGACUUCAGCCUCAGUUGUGAUAUUAAGUGUUAAAUCUAAGAGUCUAACUCUUAUUAAGAGUCUAACUUUACCCCCAAAAUCCAAAAUUUUGUGCGUAUAUAUAUAUAUAUAUAUAUAUAUAUAUAUAUAUAUAUAUAUAUAUAUAUAUAUAUAUAUAUAUGUGUAUGUGUGUGUGUGUGUGUGUUUAAUUCCUUUCAUUUAAAAGUACGUAGCUGGAAUGGAAUAAUAAUAACGUUCUGAACCUUACUGCCAGGGUGUAUACAGUGUAGAUCUUAUCAAAACUUUCAUGACUUUUCAUGACAUCAGCAUUUCAUGACUGAAAAAGGAAGAUUAAAUGAAAUCCCAUAUUAUCAAAAAGCUGCCUUCUGUAACAGAAUUGUAACAGUUUCAUAUGAAUUUCCUUCUGUGUGCAAUAAUAGGACAUCUGUCAUGACUAAUAAUGACCAUAAGAUUAAUUCCAUCCUCACAAAUUUAGUUUGUCUUUUUUCCCUUUAACUGAAAAGAAAGUAAUCUUUAAUGAUCACUGCCACUGUACUAAAUUCACCUAUGAUUUAAAUUUAAGCCAUUAUGUCCUAAUACUCUAGUGGUCCAACCUGUAGUUUUCACUCAGGAGUAAAUGUUUUGGUUGUGUAAUUCUGAGUAUAAUUCUUUUUUUUACUUUAGUUCUUUCUUUACUUUUUCAUAAUGUUUAUGAAUAAAUGUAUAGAACUAAAUUUGCACUGUUACUAAACAUUUCAAAUAAAAUUUUAGCAUGGCUUAAUAACCGAUAUUUGUAUUAUUCCUGUUGCGAGAUGUGCAUGAGCCAAAUAUUAUUCAGAGGAAAGGAUUCUUAAUUAUCUAAGAGUCUGCUUUACAAUUUAGGAAUCUUAGUGUUCUCAGCACAUUCACCUUAUGCACUUUGUUAUACUGUACAGUAAUUACAUUAAUUUUAAUUAUGCUUGAAUUUUGAUUGUCAUAAUGUCAUGCAUCCAUUCAAAUGUAGCACAAUAGUCUCAGCACUAAAAAGCAUAACAUGGUUACUAAAUGUAGUGCUCAUUUGUGCCGAUAUACUCAUUAACAGAGGGAUUUGUUACAGGUUGUGAACUAACUGCCAUGUAUGAUUAUAUGCUUAUGAGCGAGCAGUUUGUAAAUGGCUUGUACUCAAUAAAAUCAAACCUGUAAUACA